AGCCACUCGGCAUGCGACACUUGACUCUGCAUUUGACUUGAAAGCUCAAAUUACCGGCCUUGUUUCGGUUGCUCAUCACCUACUCUCGGAAAUCCAUGUUUCGAUUCAAUAAGGGCCGUCUGGUAACAACAUUGCCUCCGAACACACCAGCCACGUUCACAUGGUCACUUCUUUGACCGACCCCAUGAUCCGCGUAAUUAUCCGUAUGGACAUGUCGGCGCCUCACGACGGGGAGACACGAACGUGAUACGGUCUGCAACCUUGUAAACCGAUAGGUGUGCGAGAAAAGUCCGGGUACAUGCAGAUAUAAAGUCGCGCGUCGUGCCAAGAAGCGUCAUCCACCGAGAAAAUGCUUCGCACCGGGUUCUUGGCUCUCUCGCUCGCCAGUGUGGCGCUGGCGCAGGCUCCUAUCUAUGGCCAGUGCGGAGGUGGGCCGACGUACACCGGACCGACCACGUGUGUGGCUGGUUCUGCGUGCGUUUUCUCGAAUCCCUUCUACUCGCAGUGUAUCCCGGGUGCUGCUGGAACGACCACAGCACCGCCUACGCCUCCUACCAGCGCACCGGGGUCGUCCACGACCGCGGUCAGUACGACUGUAGCGGCGCUGCCGCCCAUCACUACCGGGUUCGUCAAGACCUCGGGGACACGCUUCACGUUGAACGGCAAGCCUUACACGGUUGCUGGAACCAACGCGUACUGGAUGACGCUGUUCGGAUAUGGCUCCGCUGAUCUGAACACGGCGAUGAACGAUAUCGUGAACAGUGGCUCUACCACAUUCAGGACGUGGGGAUUCAACGAGGUGACGUCCCCGAGCGGAAUCUACUUCAACUUGUGGAACGGAGCCACUGCAACGGUCAACACUGGCGCGAACGGUCUUGCCUAUCUCGACGGUGUGAUUGCGCUGGCCAAGUCCAAGGGCCUGCACAUGAUCAUUGCGCUGACGAACAACUGGGGCGACUACGGAGGAAUGGAAGUCUACACCAAGCAGAUCCUCGGCUCCGGCCAGCCCCAUGACGCGUUCUACACCAACCCGACUGUGAUCGCCGCAUUCAAGAGCUACGUGAAGACUGUUGUCACGCGUUACGCCAACGAGCCCACGAUUAUGGCCUGGGAACUGAGCAAGUGUGGAGGAACAUCGGCCGCUUCGGCUGCUUGCAACAACACGGUUAUCACCGCUUGGGCGUCGAACAUUUCUGCGUACAUCAAGACCCUCGACACUAAUCAUCUCGUGGCAAUCGGCGACGAGGGCUUCAUCAACCAACCCGGCAACUUCGAUUACCCGUACAGCGGCGGCAUCGGCAUCGACUUCAACGCAAACUUGCAGAUCAAGACGCUCGAUUUCGGAACAUUGCACAUGUACCCGAACAGCUGGGGCGAGUCAGCUAACGCCGAGGCGUGGGGCGUCCAAUGGAUUAAAGACCACGCGACGAUGAUGACAGCAGCGAACAAGCCCGUUAUCCUCGAAGAGUUCGGUGUCACUUCGUCGCCCACGCGGCCUACGAUCUAUACCGACUGGUACAACACCGUCGUGAGCAGCGGCCUGACUGGUGUGCUCGUCUGGCAGGCAGGAUCCCAACUCAGCGGUGGCCCCACCCCUGACGAUGGCAACAUGAUCUUCCCCACGGACCCCGUCUACAAACUGAUGCAGCAAAACGCCGCAGCCCUCAAGGCAAGAGGUUGA
Messenger RNA from Mycena citricolor, 1681 nucleotides. The record is from the annotation of a GenBank genome assembly. Lineage: Eukaryota; Fungi; Basidiomycota; Agaricomycetes; Agaricales; Mycenaceae.